CAGGAGAUGCUGCAGAAGAAGAAUGCUGUUUUGGUGGAUGGGGUCAUCCUAAAUGGUCCAAUAAUGGACUCAAAAGCAGGAGAGAAGUUUGUGGAAGAGGCCUGUAAGAUUAUAAUGGAAGAAGUUGUCCAGAAAGCAGAUGAUGUAACAGAAAAGGUCUGUGAGUGGCAAGCCCCUGAAAAGCUUAAGCAGAUUCUUGACCUGGAAAUGAGGGACACUGGAGAAUGUCAUGAGAAGAUCCUGCAGCUCUGCCGUGAUGUUAUAAAAUACAGCGUCAAAACCAAUCAUCCAAGAUUUUUCAAUCAGCUGUAUGCUGGAAUAGAUCAUUACUCGUUAGUGGCUCGUUUCAUUACAGAAGCUCUGAACCCCAGUGUAUACACAUAUGAAGUAUCCCCUGUGUUUCUCUUGGUGGAAGAAGCAGUCAUCAAGAAAAUGAUUGAAUUCAUAGGCUGGGAAGAAGGGGAUGGUAUAUUUAAUCCAGGUGGCUCUGUCUCUAAUAUGUAUGCUAUGAACUUAGCAAGGUACAAAUUUUGCCCUGAGAUAAAGGAGAAAGGGCUUUCAGGUCUGCCAAGACUAGUUCUGUUCGCUUCGGAAGAGUGCCAUUACUCCAUGAAGAAGGCAGCCUCUUUCCUGGGUAUUGGUACAGAGAACGUGUAUUUCAUCAAAACAGAUGAAAGAGGUAAGAUGGUACCUGAGGAACUGGAGAAACAAGUCCAGCGGGCCAGGAAAGAGGGGUCAGCACCAUUUCUUGUCUGUGCUACAGCAGGCACAACUGUGCUGGGAGCAUUUGAUCCUCUGGAUAAAAUUGCUGAUAUCUGUGAAAAGCAUGGCCUCUGGCUUCAUGUUGAUGCUUCUUGGGGUGGCUCAGCUUUGAUAUCAAGGAAGCAUCGCAGACUUCUUUAUGGUAUCCAAAGGGCUGAUUCUGUUGCCUGGAAUCCCCAUAAAAUGCUGUUGGCAGGAAUCCAGUGCUGUGCUCUUCUGGUGAAAGACAACUCUGGGCUCCUGAAGAAGUGUUACUCUGCCGAGGCUGCAUACCUGUUCCAGCAGGACAAGUUCUAUGAUGUCAGCUACGACACUGGUGACAAGUCCAUCCAGUGCAGCAGGCGUCCAGAUGCUUUCAAAUUCUGGCUGAUGUGGAAAGCAGUGGGAACUACAGGCCUGGAGGAGAGAGUAAACAGGGCACUGGCUUUGGCGAGAUAUCUAGUGGAGGAAAUUAGAAAAAGAGAGGGAUUCCAGCUUCUUUUGGAGCCGGAGUAUGCAAACGUCUGCUUCUGGUACAUUCCACCAAGCUUACGAAAAAUGGAGGAUGGACCUGAAUUUUGGCAAAAGCUGCACCAGGUUGCUCCUAUAAUUAAGGAGAGGAUGAUGAAGAAGGGCAGCAUGAUGCUUGGGUACCAGCCUCACCGGGGCAAAGUCAACUUCUUCCGCCAGGUGGUUAUCAGCCCUCAAGUUAGCCGAGAGGACAUGGACUUCCUGCUGGAUGAAAUCGAGCUUCUUGCUAAGGACUUGUAGCUGUAGGUCCACAGCAUCAGGUGCUGCUCAUGUGUGAUAUUUAUGGAGGAAGAGUGGCAGCAGCAUUCUGAUGCUAUUUUGGGAAAGGUAGUAAAAAGCUUGGCAUAUAGUUUGGAGACUGUCAUUUUACAGAUUGAUGUUGAGAACUUUACAAGUAGAACACCCCUUCACAGGAAAGUAUUUGCUGACAGGGGCUGGGGGCAGGCCGGUGCUUCCAGCACCAUUGCUGCCAUUCUGGGAAGUGUUUCCUCAAGAAGGGAGCACUUCUGAAAGUGGUGUCUAUGCCCCAGGAAAGGCAGCUAUUUACUGGGUGCCUGUGCACAGUGCAGCUCUAACUGGUCACUUAUGUAUGCAGGCAAAAUUCCUCUGAAGCUGCUAUUAUGAGUGGAUUUGUCAGUGAGCCUUAAGUUGCUAGUUAAUUCUCUUCUCUGCUCUGUCAAUAUUUUAGUUUGGUAAUUAACAUGAGAAGACUGGAAAUUGUGAACUUAUAUGAAAUGAGUUCCUCA
Molecule: messenger RNA, 2018 nt
Organism: Sturnus vulgaris (Common starling)
Lineage: Eukaryota; Metazoa; Chordata; Aves; Passeriformes; Sturnidae
Gene: GADL1
Product: GAD like acidic amino acid decarboxylase 1
Biological process (GO): carboxylic acid metabolic process
Cellular component (GO): cytoplasm
Molecular function (GO): pyridoxal phosphate binding; carboxy-lyase activity
Source: RefSeq, a predicted model, not a curated record